Musa acuminata subsp. malaccensis (wild Malaysian banana) is the source of this 2706-nucleotide messenger RNA. RefSeq names its product mitogen-activated protein kinase 10. The record is from RefSeq and is a predicted model, not a curated record. NCBI's taxonomy places the organism in Eukaryota, Viridiplantae, Streptophyta, Magnoliopsida, Zingiberales, Musaceae. Gene Ontology annotation, biological process: protein phosphorylation; intracellular signal transduction. Gene Ontology annotation, molecular function: ATP binding; MAP kinase activity. Gene Ontology annotation, cellular component: nucleus; cytoplasm.
GUGUGGGGGAAGGGAAGAGGGAGGACGAGAUCGAGAACACCGAGUCGGCUUCUUUCUACGGCCGUCUCCGUGCCGCUCUGCUGUCCCACCAGUCUCGAGGCCGCUUCGCUCACCUCCGCUCCGCUUCGUGUUCUCCUCCCCCUUGUUGGUGGACCUCCCACCAUUCGUCUCGCGGAGAGAUCUGCGUCGGCGCGCUCGAGGGGCAUCGGGAUCGAGGCCGAGAUGGUGCCGAACAGCGUCGCGAAGCCGUGCUUCGGCGCUGUAUGACCGUGCUGGCCGCAGGGUUUUCCUUCGAAUCGAGGGCUCGGUGGGCGGCGGCGGAGGGCCAGGAGGAGGCGGGGUGCAUGAGGGAUUUGGUUGGGGAUUGGAGACGGGCGAGGAGGGACUGCAGGCUCGUGAUCCGGAGCAGGUGCCGGUGGGGCAAAUGCGGCUGAGAUUGCCGCGGACUGUUGUCUUCUGAAGUUGAAUCAGCCGAUUUCUUUCCGAACUUCAACUAGUCGGAGGGUCCUUAGUUACUCUGCGCAACAGGAAAGAGAAGGGGGAGAUAAGGAUCUAUUUUAGGAGGAAGAGUACAAGAGUGUAUAGUCAAGUCCUAAAAGAUGCAGCAAGAUCAGCGAAAGAAGAACACAUCGGAGAUGGACUUCUUCACGGAAUAUGGGGAUGUCAGCAGGUACAAAGUUCAGGAGGUCAUUGGUAAAGGGAGUUAUGGACUUGUGUGUUCUGCCAUUGACACACAUACCGGUGAAAAAGUGGCCAUAAAAAAGAUACAUGAUAUUUUUGAACACAUUUCUGAUGCUGCUAGGAUUCUUCGUGAGAUUAAGCUUCUUAGGCUUUUAAGACAUCCUGACAUCGUGGAGAUAAAACACAUUAUGUUGCCUCCAUCAAGAAAGGACUUCAAAGAUAUUUAUGUUGUCUUUGAGCUCAUGGAGUCAGAUCUUCACCAAGUCAUAAAGGCUAAUGAUGACUUAACCAGGGAGCAUUACCAGUUCUUUCUUUAUCAACUGCUUCGUGCAUUAAAAUAUAUCCAUACAGCUAAUGUUUAUCACCGAGAUCUAAAACCAAAGAACAUUCUGGCAAAUGCAAACUGCAAACUUAAAGUAUGUGAUUUUGGUUUAGCAAGAGUUGCAUUUAAUGACACACCAACAACUAUAUUCUGGACGGAUUAUGUUGCAACCAGAUGGUACAGAGCUCCAGAGCUAUGUGGAUCAUUUUAUUCGAAGUAUACCCCUGCUAUUGACAUUUGGAGCAUUGGAUGCAUUUUUGCUGAACUCUUGAUUGGAAAACCACUUUUCCCUGGUAAAAAUGUGGUUCACCAGCUGGAUUUGAUGACUGAUCUUCUAGGAACACCUUCCUUAGACACCAUUUCUCGGGUGCGUAAUGAGAAAGCAAGAAAAUAUUUAAGCAGUAUGAGGAAAAAACAACCAGUGCCCUUUUCUCAGAAGUUUCCAAAUGCUGACCCACUAGCUCUAAAAUUAUUAGAAAGGCUUUUGGCGUUUGACCCAAAAGAUAGGCCAUCAGCUGCGGAGGCCUUAGCUGACCCUUAUUUUAAGGGUCUGUCUAAAUUGGAAAGAGAACCUUCAUGUCAACCAAUUUCAAAAAUGGAGUUUGAAUUUGAGCGCCACAGGGUGUCAAAGGAGGACAUUAGGGAACUUAUCUUUCGAGAAAUAUUGGAAUAUCAUCCACAACUUCUCAAAGAGUACAUUAAUGGAACUGAAAGACCAAACUUCCUAUACCCCAGCGCUGUUGACCAAUUCAGGAAGCAGUUUGCGUACCUUGAGGAAAAUCGUGGUAAAAGCGGACCAGUAGUUCCAUUAGAGAGAAAGCAUGUUUCUCUCCCUCGAUCGACUGUGGUCCAUUCUACUUCAGUUCCUCCAAGGGAGCAACCAAAUUUGGCUUCAUCAAGAGGGAGUCAAGUUAUGGAUGACACAUCCAACAACCCUGGAGACAGUGGAGCACCUAGAAAUGUUGCAAGGACUUCACAGUUACCUCAGAGGAUUCCAACUGCUAAACCUGGGAGAGUGGUGGGUUCUGUGCUGCCAUAUGAACAUGGAGGUCCAAAAGAUUCCUAUGAUCCAAGGAGGCUGAUUAGAAAUCAUGGCUUUCCACCCCCGCCGGUCAUUCCUCCCACCUUCUGUUUCAACAGAGCGAUGGCCAAUCCGACAUGCUCGGAGCGGAACUCAGUAGAGGCAGAGAGACUCGUGAUGGACCGGAAACCUCACCGAUCUGUGCCUGACUUAGUUAUGGACAUGGGUGUCCACGCUUUCUGUCAGCCUCGAGGUGCCAAGGCUGAUUCAAUGGAAGACGGGAUGAUCGUGGAUGCGAACAUGCUACCCCCAAAACCUACAUACAACGGCAUCGCUGCUGCUGCUGCUACUGCUAAUAUGGGCGCUGGUGUCAUGCAGUUUGGCGUAGCAAGAAUGAAAUAGGUCGCAAUAUGUUGGUAAUGGUGUUAACUUAUAUUACUCAUGAGGGAAGAGAAAGCAAGGUUCUCCAAUAUUAUGUUAGUUUAUUGUGGAUGCCCUCCUAAAUUACCGUAGAUGAAACCCCCGAUGCCUUCUUUUUUCCUCGUACUAUUUGCUUCUCUCCUUUGUUUUCCUCCCGCGAGAUAUCUCCCGUAGAGCGAGUAUAAUGUCUUAAGCUUGUUUUUAGUCAACAGGGAUGGCUGCAAAUGUUGCAAAAACAAUAAUAUUUUGAUAAAUUACAAUA